GCACUUUUGUUGUAAUGUUUUACCUUGUGUAUAAUGGGAAAGCAUCCAUUUUGAUCUGUAGUUAACAAUCUCGGUUUCGUGUUACGUAGGGUUACAUUGCUUCGUACAAAUGAAAUGCAACGUACGAGAGCUUGCUCAAUUGAGCGAUCGACCUUGCGAGAUAGAAGGAAGAUUGAACUAUAAGAAGAUCUCGAACGGCAGUUACCGCAAUCAGGCAGUGUUCAAAGAAAGAUGGUUUCGUUUAAUUAACAACUAUUUAUUUUACUUUAAAUUAAGUGAAAUGGGAACAUUUGAUUCAAAAAAUCCAGCUGGAGUUUUUGUUAUGGAGAACUCUUCAAUACAAAUGGAACACGGACCAAAUGUUACUUUCUCUUUUUCAAUAUCUUUCAUAGAUGAGCCUGAAAAGAAACAUGUGUUUGCUGCCAGAACUGAGGAUAAUGUUGUGCAGUGGGUAAUAAAGUUGAGGGAAUGCUCUUAUGAAUUCCUCAGAAGCCGGUUACAUACACUGCAAUCAAAAAUUUUUUCUAUCACGGGCAAGGAUCCUCUCUUACUGGUGCCAAGAAACGACGGCGCAUGUUUGUGGGCCCCGGCUAUACCAUUUUCAACAGUACCGGCUUGUACAGUGAGCACAAGUUCCUUCAGUUGCCAUCUGCACACAAACGGCGCAUUUACACUCGAGAGAAGCAAAUCAGACGUCCAAGCUUAUAGGCAUCUCCAUUCUCAUCACAAAAAAACCACAUUCUACACAGACGACAUUAAGCAAAUUGAGAAAAAGGAAAGUCCGAAAAAUUUUGGCUUAGAAAGAAGUAACACGUCAGCCCAAUUCACAGGUAGUGGAAAUUUGGAUAUAUCUAUUUUUGAUAAUAGACCAAAGUAUUCUCGAGCUGCGCCUAGCCCGCCUGUUAGGACUAAGUUGUCACCAAGCAGUCGACGUAUUGAAUUAAGACCUGACGUCAAAAUUCUCGCUGAUCAAAGUAAACAUUUAGCCACAAGUAGUACUUUAGAUGAAGCGCCCAUACCACCUCGAAGAAAAAUUUCGCCAAAAAAUAUAGAAGUCAUAAAUACAGUUACUACUACAGUGACAACAACUAGCAGUAAUGGUCAGGCAGAAGGAGAAGAUUUAAUUAAAUUUUAAUUAUUAUUAUGAUAUCAUAAUCUGAUGAAUUUCCCUCCUAGAUAAUAGGAAAAGCCUUGCUUGUCUAUUGAAACAUUGGGAAAAUGUGUUUAUUAGCUGCGAGAUAUUGAGCUCAAUGUAAGAGAGGAUUUAAUUAUAUUUUAAUCAUUAUUAUGAUGUCAUAAUCUUAUGAAAUUCCCACCUAGAAAAUAGGAAAAGCCUUGCCCGUCUAUAGAAACAUUGUGAUAUCAUGUUUAUUGGCAACGAGAUAAUUCCUUAACUUGAAGUUUCCCAGCACAGUGUUAGAGUAAUUGUUGUAAAAAAAAAACCAAACAUUAAUUUAUAAAUGAAAAAAAAAAUGAUUUUGAAACACCCAAUAACUUUAAAAGCUCGCAGAUCGAAUGAAAAGAAAAUAUAAAUCAUUACUUUGGUAUGAUGUAACGGGCUGGUAUGUGCAACUCGACGUCUGGGCGCCUAUUUUGCGUGUGCAGGGUCCUACUGGUACCACCGGAGCUCGUCCAGUAAUCUCAGCAUCCAAAAGGAUGCUGAAGACUUCGGGAGGCGACCUCGGCAGUCCAAGGUGUACAAGCCAUUGUAGUUUUAGUAGCAGUAAAGCUCCUUGUGAAAGAGUUUAUCCAGGGUAGUACUACCACCUUACCUAUUUCUACCG
Hyposmocoma kahamanoa is the source of this 1784-nucleotide messenger RNA. RefSeq lists its product as uncharacterized. Bases 110 to 1135 code for a protein of 341 amino acids. Gene Ontology annotation, biological process: receptor recycling; retrograde transport, endosome to Golgi; endosome organization. Gene Ontology annotation, cellular component: early endosome; recycling endosome; trans-Golgi network. Lineage: Eukaryota; Metazoa; Arthropoda; Insecta; Lepidoptera; Cosmopterigidae. The record is from RefSeq and is a predicted model, not a curated record. The transcript has 4 exons.